AUGGCAGCUGGUAGUAGCAAAGAUGAAACGAAAACUUUUCCUGCAGCUACUUUUCCUAAAACUAAGAAAAGAAAGACAACAUAUAAAGUUGUUGCUGAACCUGAAACUGCCAACAUUGUGGAUAGUCAGCCUGACAAGGAUUCUUCUUCACCAUUUCGAUUCACAUGGAGAAUUCACGGAUUUUCUUGGAUAAAUACAUUAAAGCUCUACUCAGAUGUAUUUGAAGUUGGGGGUUACAAGUGGCGCAUACUAAUUUUCCCGAAAGGGAACAAUGUGAAGAACCAUUUGUCGAUGUAUUUGGAUGUUGCGAAUUCAGCUAAGUUGCCGAGUGGUUGGAGUAGUUAUGGAGAGUUUAGCUUGACAGUAGUUAAUCAAAUCAACAAUGAUUACUCUGUGACAAAAGACACGCAACACCGAUUCAAUGAACAAGAAAGUGAUUGGGGUUUCACAUCCUUCAUACCUCUCAGUACAUUGAAUGAUCCUCGUAGAAGGUACCUUGUGAAUGAUACUCUUGUAGUUGAAGUAACAUGCAAGGUGGAUGAGAAAGACACUGCUGAGCAUUUAAGGAAGAGGUUAAAGAAAAAACAUGGUGGAAAAAAGCACCAAAGUAAAGAAGAGGCAGAGACUCACCUCUACACUAUUAUAAAGGUUUCCUAA
Messenger RNA from Lathyrus sativus (Indian pea), 657 nucleotides. Lineage: Eukaryota; Viridiplantae; Streptophyta; Magnoliopsida; Fabales; Fabaceae. The record is from the annotation of a GenBank genome assembly.